Orbicella faveolata is the source of this 2526-nucleotide messenger RNA. RefSeq lists its product as uncharacterized. Lineage: Eukaryota; Metazoa; Cnidaria; Anthozoa; Scleractinia; Merulinidae. The record is from RefSeq and is a predicted model, not a curated record.
AUUUGAUGCACUUCCAGAGUGAAAACGCCGUUUUCAAAUUUCCCCGGCGUAGUGUGGACGGGGCUUUAACGCGCCCUAAACUUCCAUAGGAAACAGUCAGGAAGAACCACAAAGACCACGACUAAACUGGGCACAAGGGUUCGCCACCAUUCUGUGUUAGUUGUCAAUUUUAAUGGAAAAUAAAGCGGGCCAAAGUCGAACCACGAGAAAUACUUCCUGGUGUCCUAGAUCAUGUCCACACUGUCGUAGUUGCCAAAAGAAGGUUGCGAUCGAUCGGUGGACAACCAUAAAUCUUGCAUGGAGCGAACGGAUCGUUCAAAGAACACGUUUGCUUUUCAUAAGAUCAAUGCAUGUACCCCCAAUCUUGAACCCCAAAAUCUACCUGAGUGUGCUUGGGACAUGACAUUUAAGUAUCAUUAUUAUUGAGACAAAUGAACAGGAGGUCUGGACGUGACAGCGUGCCGUCAUCGUGCGUGUCAGCAAGCACAUUCUACGACCAAUGUGUGUCAAUAACAAAAGCAUAAAAAGGAUAUUUCAUCAACAGAAUUAAAUUUCAAACCCUCCUCGCAUCGCGAUUCAAUCAUGGCUACAGUCUCCUUCUGGUUUCUGUUCUUGUUGCUGCCUUCACUGAUAAUCAAGAGCUUUUCUUCAGUUUCCCUUUUAGGAAUUGUGGAGCCUUUUCCAGAGAACAUUUAUCCUAUUGAGUUCACCUCAGCACAAGUGACCUGUGUUGCUUUUGAUGCGGCAGGAGUCAAGGUCCCCGAUAAAAUCCUAUUUAUGAGAAGAAAUAAAUUUAAUAGAUUUGUGGAACUAAAACCAAAUGGCAACUUGCACUUCGAUAACCGAAGCACAUUUGAAGAUGGUAAAAAGAAGUUCUUUGUAACCAUGUCCAUUAGGAAUGCAACAUUGGAUGACGACAGCCUGUAUGGUGCCCUGGGAAGUUACGAGUGCCAUGCUUUUGCGGUGGGUGAUGCUGUCGAGAGUGGAAGGCAUGCCUUUAGCGUUAGCGUCAUCACAAGAUCUAAAAUUCCCAAAGUUGUUGUCUCUGACAUCGGUGUCUUACAACAGUGAUGACGUCACAGUGUUCUGCAACUUGACUGAAAGAGGAAACCAAGCUUCCACCCCACUGAAAAGGAUUUCAUGGUUGAACGAUGGUGUGGUGCUGGGAAGUGUCCGAAAUCCCGACGUGAGAGACCCUUGAGACACGCUUGGUCCACUAAACAUCAAAGACGUUGGUGUCAGAGAUGGAGGGAAUUACACCUGUCUGGUACAAGUGCUGUUACGAAACAUCAGAGAAUACAAUGUGACCGCUAGCACUGUGAUUCAUAUUGCGCCGUGGUUUGAACAUAAAGGCGAAAAAGAAGUCGUGGGGAAGACGGGAGAGACGACGACACUGGAAUGCAGCGCCACAGGAUUUCCGCUGAAAGUGGAAUGAAAAUCUAGGCGCGGAGGUUUGUUUUGUAACAGUAAGUUUUGAAGUUUGGACAGAUUGGUCCACGUUUAUCAACUUAGAGUCCACUGCUCGAUCAAGAGUAGCCCAUUUUAAUUUACAUUCACGGUUUAGAGGAUUCUUUAGCCAGCCAACCAACCUACCACUCACCCGCUCAGUCAGUCAGUCAGUCAGUCAGUCAGUCCGUCCGUUCGUCAGUCAGUCUGUCAGUCUGACAGUCAGCAAAAACAAGUACUGAGAUAUAAAUUUAUGGCACUUCCACUCAGUUUGGCAUGAUAAUAGUUAUGUUCUCUUCAUUACCCGAGUGAUUCUAUUUUAGAUGUCUCGUCGGAUCAACGUUACAGCAUCACACGCAAGGGAAGAUAUGACCCUUAUAGCAUGAUUAUCUCCGACCUGGAGACGGCGGACAGUGGAAGUUACUAUUGUUGCCCGCCAUCAAAUUGUUCCCCGCAGAUCGAUGAAGAUCGGUGUCAGAAGUUUGCCCUUACUGCGACAGUCAAAGGUGGUGCGAUGGCUUUGACAUCUCAUGGAAUGUUUGUCGUGAUGGCUUUCUUCAUGGUGUCAUCUCUCAUUUUGUAAAAUAAAAGAGGAGAAACCGCAAGAGGAGAAACACCGAACGAAGAACGAAGAUGAUGUGUUAUAUUGCUCCACCCUCUCAAGGAACGGAGAGUUUACUUAUCUUGAGUGGCACGCAUGUUCAUUGCUAUAUUUGUUACAUAUAUGGUAAAGUUAGGAAAGGAUAGUUAAGGAUAUAAAUGAAUAGAAGUAAGUAGUGAAUUACAGAUAGUCUGUGUAUAACUGGUAUUAUCACACAUUUGCCGUGUAAAUACAGAAUACAACAUAUCAAGGCCAUAGCUAUUGUAGUAAGAGGCAAACCGAGGCACUUGGCUCAGUCAUUUUUUUCGUUUUUGUUGCUUAUAUUCAUAAUAAACACCCUAAAUACCUAAGAACUGAAUUUAUGGAUAUUGCCUCAGUGGGAAUUGUUUUUUUUUUUCCCUUUGGCUGGCUACGGCACUGCAUAUGUAAGCAAUGAGGUUUGAAAGAGAAAAAAUAAAAUAGCCAACUAUGACUGAAAA